Fukomys damarensis (Damara mole-rat) is the source of this 3272-nucleotide messenger RNA. It is a transcript of the gene Pla2g6, whose product is annotated as phospholipase A2 group VI. Bases 310 to 2730 code for a protein of 806 amino acids. The transcript is spliced from 17 exons. Gene Ontology annotation, molecular function: protein binding. Gene Ontology annotation, cellular component: mitochondrion. Lineage: Eukaryota; Metazoa; Chordata; Mammalia; Rodentia; Bathyergidae. Gene Ontology annotation, biological process: cardiolipin acyl-chain remodeling; positive regulation of ceramide biosynthetic process. The record is from RefSeq and is a predicted model, not a curated record.
GUGGCCAGUGAUUUUCAUUUUCUUUCUUCCCUUGAGGACACAGUGGCUGCUGUUGUUCCACAGUGGGACAGCGUCCCGAGCUCUUCCCUCUCUUGCAUCAUUCUACGCCUUUGCCAACCCUGGGAGGCUGACUAGGCACCAUUGCUGUCCUUUGGUGGCCACUCUGCUGUGUCCCUAGCAGCUGGUCCUGGGCUGGGGGCAGGGACACGAGGAGGGGCCUCCCAGGAAGUGGGGAGCUUUCUUUGAGGCAGCUGAACCCUGUGGCUGAGGGUUCGGGGUGGCAGGGCCUCCUUGCCUGCUGCGCAGAGGAUGCAGUUCUUCGGCCGCCUGGUCAACACCCUCAGUAACGUCACCACCUUGUUCUCAAAUCCAUUCCGGGUGAAGGAGGUGCCCCUAACCGACUAUGCCUCAAGUGGCCGGGUUCGGGAGGAAGGGCAGCUGAUCCUGGUCCAGAACGCAUCCAGUCACACCUGGGACUGCAUCCUGGUCAACCCCAGGAACUCUCAGAGUGGCUUCCGACUCUUCCAGCUGCAGUCGGAGGCCGAGGCCCUGGUGAGCUUCCAGCAGUUCUCCUCCCAGCUGCCUCCCUUCUACGAGAGCUCCGCUCGGGUCCUGGACGCCGAGGUCCUGCAGCACCUCAGCGACCUCAUCCGCAACCACCCGAGCUGGUCUGUGGCACACUUGGCCGUGGAGCUGGGCAUCCGCGACUGUUUCUACCACAGCCGGGUCAUCAGCUGCGCCAACAGUACAGAGAAUGAGGAAGGCUGCACCCCACUACACCUGGCCUGUCGCAGGGGUGAUGGGGAGAUCCUGGCGGAGCUGGUGCAGUACUGCCACGCCCAGAUGGAUGUCACCGACAGCAAGGGAGAGACCGCCUUCCACUAUGCCGUGCAGGGUGACAGCUCCCAAGUGCUGCAGCUCCUAGGGAAGAACGCGUCAUCCGGCCUGAACCAGGCGAACCACCAGGGGCUGACCCCGCUGCACCUGGCCUGCCAGCUGGGCAAGGAGGAGAUGGUGCGCGUGCUGCUGCUGUGCGGUGCGCGCUGCAGUGUGGGGGGGCCCAGCGGCUACCCCAUCCACACGGCCAUGAAGUUCUCCCGGAAGGGGUGUGCUGAGAUGAUCCUCAGCAUGGACAGCAACCAGAUCCACAGCAAAGACCCUCGCUACGGAGCCAGCCCCCUGCACUGGGCCAAGAAUGCGGAGAUGGCCCGCGUGCUGCUGAAGAGGGCCUGCGACGUGGACAGCACCAGUGCCUCGGGGAACACGGCCCUGCACGUGGCCGUGAUGCGCAACCGCUUCGACUGCGUCAUGGUGCUGCUGACCCACGGGGCCAGCGCGGACGUGCACGGGGAGCACGGCAACACCCCGCUGCACCUGGCCAUGUUGAAAGACAACGUGGAGAUGGUGAAGGCCCUCAUUGUGUUUGGGGCAGAAGUGGACACCCCGAAUGACUUUGGGGAGACUCCUGCCUUCAUAGCCUCCAAAAUCAGCAAACUCGUCACCAGGAGGGCAUUCUUGACUCUGCUGAGAACCGUGGGGGCCAGCUGCAGCCAGCCACCCAUCCAAGAGGCCCCUGCGGAGCACUCCUCUGUGGCAUCGCCUCACCCCUGCUCCCUGGAGACAGCUCAGCCCCCAACCAUCAGUUUAAGCAGCCUAGAGCUGCAGGACCUCGUGCACAUCUCCCGCGCCCGGAAGCCACCCUUCAUCCUGAGCUCCCUGAGGGAGGAGAAGCGGACCCACGACCACCUGCUCUGCCUGGACGGAGGGGGCGUGAAAGGCCUGGUCAUCAUCCAGCUCCUCAUCGCCAUCGAGAAGGCUUCGGGUGUGGCCACCAAGGACCUCUUUGACUGGGUGGCGGGCACCAGCACGGGGGGCAUCCUGGCCCUGGCCAUUCUGCACAGCAAGUCCAUGGCCUACAUGCGCAGCGUGUACUUCCGCAUGAAGGACGAGGUGUUCCAGGGCUCUCGGCCCUACGAGUCGGGGCCCCUGGAGGAGUUCCUGAAGCGGGAGUUUGGGGAGCACACGAAGAUGACAGAUGUCAAGAAGCCUAAGGUGAUGCUGACCGGGACCCUGUCUGAUCGGCAGCCAGCCGAGCUCCACCUCUUCCGGAAUUAUGAGGCUCCAGAGGCCGUCCGGGAGCCUCGCUUCAGCCAGAACAUUAACCUGAAGCCUCCAGCUAAGCCCUCAGAGCAGCUGGUGUGGCGGGCAGCCCGGAGCAGCGGAGCAGCCCCCACCUACUUCCGGCCCAAUGGGCGCUUUCUGGAUGGCGGGCUGCUGGCCAACAACCCCACAUUGGACGCCAUGACUGAGAUCCACGAGUACAAUCAGGACCUGAUCCGCAAGGGUCAGGGCAACAAGGUGAAGAAACUCUCCAUUGUGGUGUCUCUGGGGACAGGGCGGUCCCCUCAGGUACCUGUGAGCUGUGUGGACGUCUUCCGCCCCAGCAACCCCUGGGAACUGGCCAAGACUGUUUUUGGGGCCAAGGAACUGGGCAAGAUGGUGGUGGACUGUUGCACGGACCCCGAUGGGCGGGCUGUCGACCGGGCCCGGGCCUGGUGCGAGAUGGUGGGAAUCCAGUAUUUCAGAUUGAACCCCCAGCUGGGGACGGACAUCAUGCUGGAUGAGGUCAGCGAUGCGGUGCUGGUCAACGCACUCUGGGAGACCGAGGUCUACAUCUACGAGCACCGAGAGCAGUUUCAGAAGCUGGUCCAGCUGCUGCUCUCACCUUGAGCUCCUCUCUUCCCUGUGGCGAGGCCACUGCCACCCAGGAAGAGCCAGGGCGGGCUGCUCCGCACCCUUUGGUGGACUGGGGCCUGGAGCGCAAGCAGCUUCGCCUGAGGCUGGUCGCCCUCCUCACCACCUUCCGCAUCUUUUGUCACUGCAGGCUGAGUGCCCAGAGUCCUCAGCUCCUUCCCCUGACUGAGGGACAAAUGACUUGACCAGUGGCCCAAUGUCCCCUCAGCUACAACACUACAGUGCCCGGCACACCCUGCAGCCCCUAGACCUGCAAGGUCCCCUCAGGUUUCCCAGUCUGCCCCCCACUCUCACGGGAAACCCAGGCUCCGGGGGCAGAUGCUCCAUUUGACUUUGCCUCUCUGCACAUCCGGCCACCCUACCCUCGGAGCCGCCCCACCCUGAGUCCUCCCCAGCUCGCAAAGGUCACCCCAUGAGUUCACUUCGUGCAGAAGCAUUUGAGAGUGGGGAGGGGGUGGGGGCCCCAAAAACUGUGAAAUAAAUGGUGUGGACCCCAGUGCACCGAGGUGUGACUGUGC